AAGAAUGACAUGAAUUGAAACAACACUGAACCACAUAUCACCCUCAACCUCAAUUCCACCAUGUUCUUCAGAGUUUCAAACUUUGUUCAAAGCUCUCACGAGUCAUAACAAUCCAUCUCCUUUCACUAUUUUUUUUCUCCUUUUUCUUUUUCCUUUGCUUUAGCAGAACCCACUUCUGCAAAACAAACAAGCAGCAUGUCCCAGAACGGUUCAUUGGAGCGCAGUGCCCAACAGCAACCUCGACCCUCGAAUGGCGAUUUUGUUGGGGAUGGUUCCAACAGGCUCCUUGCAAGCCCCAAACGGGACCAUAAGCCCGAAAACUAUGAAGACCUUCAAUUGGAGUUCAAUCAUCUUAUGUUCAGUUGUCUUGAGCAGUAUAUGCCACCUCACAUGCUCAACCUCUCUCGUGAUGUUAAGGCUAACUACUUAAGGAACAUUCUUCAGCGCUAUUUGCCUGAGAGUGAACGCAUUCGGAUUCAAAAGCACAAGGAAUACAAGCAAAAGAUCUUAUCAAACUAUCGACCACUGCAUAAGGAGAUAUAUAGCAUGGAUGCUGAGAAAUUUUUCACACCAUCAUUUAUCAGAGCAAUUAAAGAAAAUACCGAAGCAAGUUUUAGAAGCAUAAUGGCCGAACCAUCUAGAGGAAUUUAUACGUUUGAAAUGCUUCAACCACAGUUUUGUGAAUUGUUGGUAUCUGAGGUGGAGCAUUUUGAAAGAUGGGUCCACGAGACCAAAUUCAGAAUCAUGCGACCUAAUACAAUGAAUCAAUUUGGUGCUGUUCUUGAUGAUUUUGGCAUGGAAACCAUGCUUGACAGAUUGAUGAAUGAUUUCAUAUCUCCUAUAUCUCGAGUUUUCUUCCCCGAACAUGGUGGAUCCUCUCUGGACUCUCAUCAUGGUUUUGUUGUUGAAUAUGGAAUCAAUAGGGAUGUGGAUCUUGGCCUUCAUGUAGAUGACUCAGAAGUCUCCUUAAAUAUUUGCUUGGGAAAGCAAUUUUCUGAUGGAGAGCUGUUCUUCCGGGGUGUUCGAUGUGAUGAACAUAUAAAUUCAGAAACCCAACCAGAGGAGAUCUUUGGUUAUUCCCAUGUUCCUGGACGUGCAAUUCUUCACAGCGGUCGUCACCGGCAUGGUGCUAAACCUACAACAUCUGGGAAUCGGAUCAAUUUAAUUCUUUGGUGUAGAAGUUCGGCUUUUAGAGAGUUGAAGAAAUAUCAGAGAGAUUUUUCUAGCUGGUGUGGAGAAUGCAAGCGCAAGAAAAAGGAGAGAGAGCGCCAAUCAGUUGAUGCCAUCAAAUUGGAAUUACUGAAGAUGGAACUUAAAUCAGCCUCGUGAACGACUUGUAAAUCGUGCUUAUAUAGCUGAAUCACUGCUGAGCUUCAGGAUUGUAUUCAAUCAUAUGAAAUAGAUUUAAGUUGAAAGUAAUAGGCAUGCAUUUCAUAAUGUUGAUGAACUAAAGAGAAAAAUAAUUAUACUUCAAUAUUUUAAUGUUUUUAACUUGAAAUGAUGAAUAGGAAUAUAGUUCCUGAUUCUUUUGUUUUU
This is a messenger RNA of Abrus precatorius (Indian licorice), 1536 nucleotides long. RefSeq lists its product as uncharacterized. NCBI's taxonomy places the organism in Eukaryota, Viridiplantae, Streptophyta, Magnoliopsida, Fabales, Fabaceae. The coding region runs from base 196 to 1329 and encodes 377 amino acids. The record is from RefSeq and is a predicted model, not a curated record. The transcript has 9 exons. Gene Ontology annotation, molecular function: iron ion binding; L-ascorbic acid binding; oxidoreductase activity, acting on paired donors, with incorporation or reduction of molecular oxygen.